This is a messenger RNA of Coccomyxa subellipsoidea C-169, 1209 nucleotides long. RefSeq lists its product as hypothetical. The record is from RefSeq and is a predicted model, not a curated record. NCBI's taxonomy places the organism in Eukaryota, Viridiplantae, Chlorophyta, Trebouxiophyceae, Coccomyxaceae. The transcript has 8 exons. Gene Ontology annotation, molecular function: RNA methyltransferase activity; RNA binding. Gene Ontology annotation, biological process: RNA processing. Bases 1 to 966 code for a protein of 321 amino acids.
AUGCUGCAGGGCAGCUUGAUGCGGACAGCAGCUGGUCUGGGAUGGGAUGGUGUCUAUCUCCUCCCAGGGUGCUGUGACCCAUUCAAUGACAAGGCGCUGCGAGCCAGCCGGGGCGCUGCCUUCAAGCUGCCCAUUGCAGUCGGGGACUGGCAGGGCCUCGGUCAGAUAGCAGAGCAUCACAAUCUGACAUGCUUCGGAGCAGAGCCACAUGACAACACUGAAAAGGGACCCCUUGCAGCCAGGAGCAGCAGCAAUGAUGAAGCGUCGCCAGGCCUCGCAGUGGUGGGGCUGUAUCUAUUCAGCCCUGAUGCAGCCUUUGCUGCCGGAAAUGCCCAGCUCUGCCGGGCGCUCAUGAGUCUGCGCAGCGCAUGCCUUGACACAGUUCAGCGGGACGGAGAUGACGCACAUGGGCAGGCGAGAAUGACAGGCGUGAUUGAGGGCAGAGCCUUUGUGCACAAAAGGGACUCCUUGAAGACCGCAGUGGCCGCCCUGAAGGCUGAUUUGCGGCGCAGCUUGAGAGCAAGGAUGGCAGUGGUGCUCAUGGAUGCAGAGGACAUGGCACAGAGCGAAGAUGCAAAGCCUGAAUUGCUGCAGGCUGGUGCAGAGUUUUACCAGUCAGCGUUCAGGCUGCCAAUGCCUCAAAGGGCGCUGCUGCACUUCAAGGCACCAUUGUGUUUCUCGGACUAUCCUCUUGAAGAGGAGGCAGAUGCUUCGGUCAUCAGUACAGCGCAGGACUUGCUAGCACUGGACGUGGCACAAAUCAGCCAGAUUGACUGGCCUGAAGGAGCAGCAAGUAUACAAGAAGCUCCAGAACUGUGGCAGCCUUUGCGGACGAAGGCUGCGGUCGAUAAACCAGUAGCAGAUAACAAGGCGUCCUCAUUAUUUGCGUGUAACGAGUUUGUGGUUGGGGCAGUGUUGGUUGCUGGCCUGGGAAUUGCUGCAGGCCUGGCAUACAUAGCAAUGUAAAGCUUAACACCCUCACUCAUAUGAGUUGUGUGCAAUAAAAUGAAUGUGAUUUGAAAGCGUAUGCGUCGCAAUGGGAAAAGAGGCUGUUUAUAGGCGUUCGCAACGCAUAUGGACAGCUGAUGUUGAGCAAAGCGCUUUUGUAGCGUAGGUUGGGAACACCUUAAGCCAUUACCACUAUGCUGUUCGUGUCCUAACUAAUUUCCAUUGUGAGCACACGCUACUUUGUAACAAACAUCAUUUCUG